Diachasmimorpha longicaudata is the source of this 1514-nucleotide messenger RNA. RefSeq names its product small ribosomal subunit protein bS6m (gene mRpS6). Gene Ontology annotation, biological process: translation. Gene Ontology annotation, molecular function: structural constituent of ribosome; small ribosomal subunit rRNA binding. The coding region runs from base 235 to 690 and encodes 151 amino acids. The transcript is spliced from 3 exons. NCBI's taxonomy places the organism in Eukaryota, Metazoa, Arthropoda, Insecta, Hymenoptera, Braconidae. Gene Ontology annotation, cellular component: ribosome; mitochondrial small ribosomal subunit. The record is from RefSeq and is a predicted model, not a curated record.
AGAUUUGCGGAUUUCUUCUGGUGGAGUGAGUGGAAUUUAAUCAGUUUUGGUCCAGUAGUUCCUCAGUGUCGGUACGUGAAAACUGCCUUUAACCUGAUAGACAGGGGAACAGUUCACGAUUGACGAUGUUGUUGUUCGAAAACGUGUAAAUUGAGAGCCAGAAAGAAGUUUAGAGGUGAUAAAAAAUUGUGAAAAGUGUUGACGAAGAAAAUAUAUCAGUAAUUAGCUGACAAAAUGCUCACCUACGAGAUGCCUCUCAUUCUGCGUGUUAUGACUAAGCCACAGACAGCUAUCACCUUGAAGCGAAUAGCAACGGGUAUUUUCAAUCGUGAUGGUGUCAUUAAGAAAAUCGACCAUUUGGGGGAGUUGCCGACCCCCUAUAAAAUCUCGGCUCACCAGAUACCACAUCGCCGGGCCUCUUAUUUUAUCUUGCACUUCACUGCCCCUCCGAAGAACCUUGAGGAUCUUCUUGAAGAAUACGGUCGUGAUACCGAUGUGCUUAGGUGCCGACUGUAUAAGCAGGAGGAAGAGGAGACAGCCCUACCCUGUACUUUUCACGAAGAAAUGUUGCCACCCUCUGACAGACCUGAAGUUCAGAAACUGCUGAAGAUAGCAGAGCACCGAAAAACUGGCUUCACUCACCCCUGGCAUUGGAAUUCAGGUUUGCAUUACUACCCAUUUCAGCGAUAAUUCAUUGAUGAGUGUAGGUGAUUUAGUUAUGUGAGUAAAUGAAAUAAAGAACAACAUAUUUACUAAUUUCUAAUAAAUGUUUUUAUUCCUGAUAGACUUUUAAAUACAAUCUGAAAGUUAUAUAUUUCCUUCAAUAAUUCACCAAAAAAGAUGUUUGUACAAAAUACUUAAGUUAAUCGCUCUCUAUAUAUCAUACAUAAUAUAUAUUCUUAGAAAUAAUAAUAACUGACGUGCAAAUGAGGAUCCAAUGCAUAGAAUUAAUAUUUUUGUUCUCAUGAGUUCUGAGAAACAUGAGAAACACAACUGAAGCAUUAACUCAACGGUAAUAUGAUAAUGAAAUAAUCUGAGUUCAUUGUGUAACAAUUAUGCACCACCUCGGUUGCUCUGCUAAUCAUUUUGUCAUGAGACAAUUACUUUUAAGUCAUGAAAAUUGACAGUUCUUCAACUAUAGAAAUGCAUUGUCCGUUUUAUAUUUCGUUCGUGUUCAUCGAAAUUUUUUUUUGAAAAAUUCCCAAGCAAUCGUGCGAGAUCAAUUGUGCAAAAACAAGGAAAUAUUUCUUUCUACGUAAUACAUUAAUUUGGUCAGGGACAUGAGAAUUUCUAUGAAAUGUUUCAACCCAAAAAUGGCACCAAGGUACACGAAUUCAUUAACCUAUUCACGUGGACCCUUACUGAAGAUAAAAUAUUUUCCAAUUCAGGAGUAAAAAAAAUAUAUCAGUAUAAUAAUACCAGAUUAUCGGCGUAAUUCAUAAAAUUUUGAACAAACGAAAAAAUUAUCAUCUUCAAUGACGAUUUGAAAAAAAAAACAAAAGUGAAGAAUAAAA